AGCAUCCAUAAUUUUAGACAAAAGGUCUAACCAUUAAAAAAACAAACAAUUCGCUCAACACAAAGAAAAGAGAAAGGAAGCGUCCACCUUCAUUUCAUUAUUUCAUAUCAUUUCAAAUCCUUUCUUUCUUUAUAUUUAAAAAGUCAACUCUCCUCUUUGCUUCUUCUUUCGACUUCUCUCCUCCAACCACUCCUUUCUUCUUUCUCUCUCCACUCUUCUCCAUUUUUCGUUAACUUCACAUAUCUGCCAAAUCCACUCAAAUUUCUACCUUAAUUCAAUAUUUCUUCAUUUUUCUUCCGAUAUGAGAAUCGAGCUAUAACAAAUUUCCAUUUUUCUUUCCAAAAUCCUUCAAAAAAAUUUCAAUUUGUUUGCUCAUUUGUAAAAUUUAACUGAUAAAAAUGGGUAAUGGAAUCGGGAAAAUCGGAAUAUGUUUCACGGGCUCAAGCCAGGAUCGCCAGUCUAAUAAGCAUGAACUUGGUAUGUACGUGGACCAAUACGAUGAAGGAUUAGGUCAUUCUUUCUGCUACGUUCGACCCGACCCAGCCCGUUUUUCUAAUCCCACUUCGUCGAAGAUCCAUUCAGAGGAAUCCGCUGCCGGAGUUUCAAUUUUCCGGUCAAUAUCUGGAGCAUCUGUUUCGGCGAACACUUCAACGCCGUUAUCAACAACUUUCUCGACGGACCUUACUGCCACGUCAGCAACCACCGCUUUUUUUGAAAGUUCUACUUCGUUUGCUUCGGUCCCACUUCAGCCCAUCCCCCGUGGAUCAUCCAUCAAUUCAGGCCCUCUUUCAGGCCCAAUUAGUAUCGAUCGUGGGUUUAUGUCUGGACCCCUUGAACGAGGCGGGUUUUUAUCCGGGCCACUUGAUCGAGCUGGUCCCGCCCUCUUCUCCGGUCCUCUUGACCGGAGUUUAUCAGUACAAGGAAAUUGGCCCGGGCUUGGUCUUGGGUUCGGGCUAAAGCCAAAGAAGAAACCCGGGUCUUUGAUACGUGGUCUUAAACAUGCGAUCUCGAAAAGUUUUAGUCAAAACUCAGUUGCUCCUGCUAAAGUUAAUGCCUCUGUCGGGCAGGAUAAUUGGGUUGUUGGUGGGCCUACUUCCGGGACAGGGCUUGGACCCGAUGGAAGUGGUAGUUUGAAUACGAGUUCUGAUAUGAGCAUAGAUGAGAGUGAUAAUUCAUGGGAAAAUCAAAAUCUCCAAUGGGCACAAGGAAAAGCAGGGGAAGAUCGAGUACAUGUGAUUGUAUCCGAAGAACGUGGGUGGGUUUUUGUUGGUAUUUAUGAUGGAUUCAACGGCCCAGAUGCAACUGACUUUUUACUAUCCAAUUUAUACACAAACGUUCAAAAAGAACUUAAAGGUUUAUUAUGGGAUGAUAAUAGUAAGUUUGAUUCAUCAUCUUCUUCAUCAACUUUACCAAAUAAUAGUUCAUCUUCUGAAACUAGUAGUAGUAAUAGUAAUAGUAGUAGAAGUAGUAUAGAUAUUGAAAGCUAUGAAUAUAAUGGUGAAAGUAGUAGUAUAAAUGUUGUGGAUUCAACUCUUAAUUGUGGCAAAAAAGGAAGGAAUUCAUCAAAGAGUAAAUUUAAAAGUGCAACAAAGAAAUGGGAAGAAAAUCAAAGGAGAUGGAAGUGUGAAUGGGAUAGAGAAAGAAUAGAACUUGAUAGAAGAUUAAAAGAGCAAUGGAAUAGUAGAAAUGAUUUAGAGGGUAGAAGUAGUACUAAUACUCAUUCAGAUGUUUUGAAGGCAUUAUCUAUUGCGUUGAAAAAGACAGAGGAUUCAUAUUUAGAUAUUGCUGAUAAGAUGAUGGAUGAAAAUCCUGAGUUAGCUUUGAUGGGUUCUUGUGUUCUUGGUAUGUUAAUGAAAGGUGAGGAUGUUUAUUUGAUGAAUGUUGGUGAUAGUAGAGCUGUUUUGGCUCAAAAUAAAGAGACUGAUAUUAGAAUUGGUAAAGUUGAUCAAGAUUUGGAAAGGAUCAAUGAGGAAUCUAUGUUCGAUUUCGAAGUCCCCGAUGGUGUCAAACCUAGUCUUACAACUUUGCAACUUACAGUGGAUCAUAGUACUUGUGAUGAAGAGGAAGUGCAAAGAAUUUGGGAAGAACACCCAGAUGAUGCAUUUGCUAUCGUUAAUGAUCGUGUUAAAGGUUCAUUGAAGGUCACACGAGCGUUUGGUGCUGGUUUUCUCAAACAGCCUAAAUGGAAUAAUGCACUGUUAGAGAUGUUCAGCAUCGACUACGUGGGGACUUCACCAUAUAUCAGUUGCCAACCGUUUCUUUAUCACCAUAGAUUAGGUCCGAAGGAUCAGUUCUUAAUAUUAUCCUCUGACGGUUUAUAUCAGUACUUCACAAACGAGGAAGUAGUUGCCGAAGUGGAGCUCUUCAUCUCAGUGUACCCAGAAGGUGAUCCGGCUCAACAUCUGGUUGAGGAAGUCUUAUUUCGUGCAGCUAAGAAAGCUGGAAUGGAUUUCCAUGAGUUGCUAGAAAUACCACAAGGUGAUCGUCGUAGGUAUCAUGACGAUGUAUCGAUCAUUAUCAUAUCGUUCGAAGGCAGGAUAUGGAGAUCAUGUGUAUAAGAUUUUACAAAUGUUACAUUUACAUAACAGCCCUGUAAAUGGUAAGUUAUGGCAUUGAUAUUUGAUAGGGUGAAGAUAGGAAAUGUAUAGAUUAGACAUAAAAAGAGGUAGUUAUAUGCUAAGGGAAGUCAUUGUCUUCAUAAUUAUGAAAAGAAAAGUUGUAGUUGCUCAAUAAAUUUCGUCCAAAUAUAUAAAAAGUUUGGUAAUUAUCUUGACCAAUAUACUUGUAUUUAUAUUGAUCUUUUUUGGUUGAGUGGAAGCAUUAUAUAUAUACAAUUAAAAA
This is a messenger RNA of Amaranthus tricolor (Joseph's coat), 2841 nucleotides long. RefSeq names its product probable protein phosphatase 2C 4. NCBI's taxonomy places the organism in Eukaryota, Viridiplantae, Streptophyta, Magnoliopsida, Caryophyllales, Amaranthaceae. The transcript has 4 exons. The coding region runs from base 399 to 2558 and encodes 719 amino acids. Gene Ontology annotation, biological process: protein dephosphorylation. Gene Ontology annotation, molecular function: protein serine/threonine phosphatase activity. The record is from RefSeq and is a predicted model, not a curated record.